This is a messenger RNA of Mytilus californianus (California mussel), 3248 nucleotides long. Its product is annotated as carbonic anhydrase 1-like. Gene Ontology annotation, cellular component: cytoplasm. Gene Ontology annotation, molecular function: carbonate dehydratase activity; zinc ion binding. The transcript is spliced from 8 exons. The coding region runs from base 142 to 990 and encodes 282 amino acids. Lineage: Eukaryota; Metazoa; Mollusca; Bivalvia; Mytilida; Mytilidae. The record is from RefSeq and is a predicted model, not a curated record.
CUAGUUUUAUUUUGACCAUACACCGGAUAAAUAAUUGGGGCAUACACAGGGAUAUCCGUUAGAAUUGUCUCAAGCGUAAUAACUAAAACGUGUACAUUAAAUCGAAUUUGACUGUGUGGAAACACCCAAUCAAUCAGCCAGAUGUGUACACGGAUUUCCAGAUUGGUAUUUGUGAAAUCUUCACGAUCAAUCUUUCAUGGGUUGAUCAGAAAAGCUCAUUCCUGGGGAUACCGACAGGGAAUAGUACCAGAACAAUGGCACACAUUGUUUCCUCUGUGCAAUGGGAAAUUCCAGUCUCCGAUUGAUAUUAAGACAAGCGAUGUUGUGUACGAUUCGUCCUUGGAAAACUUUAACCUUGGGGAGUUGGAGAAGACUAGGGAUGUCGACAUGGUUUUGUGUACCAAUCAUGGACGUUCUAUACAAGUCAACCUUCAAGGACAUGAUAUUAAGGUGACAGGAGGAAGUUUACCAGGGACGUAUAAAGUAGAACAAUUCCACUUCCACUGGGGACCAAAUAAUAAUGUUGGUUCAGAACAUACAUAUGACGGAAAACAGGUGACUGCUGAGCUUCAUAUUGUAAUGCAUCUAGAUAAAUACUCAAACGCUGGAGAAGCCUUGAAAAACGUAAAUGGACUUGCAGUUCUAGGUUAUCUAAUAGAUGUUGGUUCUCAUAACAAGAACUAUGAUGAAAUAACUAACAAACUGAAAAAUGUUCAAAAACAAGAUGACAUAAUACCUCUUCAAAGAUUCAAACUUAGUUCACUACUACCAUCGUCUACGUUUUACUACAGAUACUUUGGAUCAAUGACAACUCCACCAUGUGCUCCUGUCAUAUGGACCAUGUUUAAAGAAAACAUUUACUUAUCAGAAAACCAGCUGCAGGAAUUUAGAAACCUUAGCAAUACAGAUAUGGAUCUGAUACACAACUGCAGAAGUCCACGACCAUUAGAUGGUAGAAUUGUGACUUCAAAUUCUAACAGUUCUUCUUAGCAUGAACAUUCACUGUUAUCAGAAGUCCAUUACUAGGACUUCAUAUUUUAUCCAUAUGUGUUAAUGUUACACUGUUUGAAAUACUGCCAUUUGUGUGUUAUGAUAUUAUGAAUUCCACUUUUGCUGAUAUUAAUCAUUUGACUCCACAUUUCGGGUGAUGCUAAUACAAUCAAUAUUUCUUACUCUUAUUCUUUUACAUGCUUAAAAGAGCAUAACUGGUAGUUAUUUUGUAGGAACUGUUAAGCAAGCUUUUUGAAAGCAAAUUAGAAAAUCAUUCGUAAUAUUUUACUCCAUCCUGGUGUUCAAAUUGGUGAAGACCUGGGGCUUUUUUCCCAAAAAAUCUUACAAGUAAAAUUACUUGUAAGUUAUGAACAUUUCAUUAUAAACUAAUUACAAUUGAUUUUAAUCGUAAGAUUGGUUUGUGAAAAGAGUCGCAGACCUUUUAUAUAUUGAAUAAGAAUAUCCAUUUCAUGCAUUUAUAACUUUAGGAUGUUCACAUGUAAGGUGUGCAAUAUCCUCCUUAUAAUCAUAACCCCUCUGAAAAAUCCAGAGGCAAAGUUUUAUCACAAAAUAUUUUAAUUUUUCUGAUGCCUGUUUUGCAAAAACAAGAACACAGACCUAUCUUUGUUAUGUAUACUUUUGAUGUAUUAUACAUUGUGAACUGUCAGAUCAAGUUCUUGCGCAUUUAUUAAAAAUAUUUUUAUUUAAAUUUCGGCAGCAUACAUCCCUUAUUUAAUUAUAUCUUUUUUGUAGUUAAAUCUUACAUUUAAUGUUAAUAUUGUUUUUUAAAAAACUUACUGUAAACAUUAAAAAUAUCUCAAGAAGGUUAUUUUCUCUUAAUUUUUAUCAAUUUAAAUGCUCUAAAAUAUACCCUUCACAAUUAGUUUGGUACAAUGAACACUACUGAUAGUGACUUGAAGGCUGUAAUAAUUGUUCCAGAUGCAAAUUAAACACCAUCAUAAAGGUGUAUGCAAUGAAAUUGUGAAGUAUCCACAUUCACAGUAUGACAAAGUGAGUAAAUUAAUUCCUAGUCACCCUUGACCGUCUUUAAAUGAAGCGGUAUCAUGAUUUUUUUCUAUUAUCUUUUGUUGCGUAAGGAGAAUCAUUUCCUAAAAAUACACAUACAAUUAAAAUUAUGAUUAUAUUAAAAUAAUUAAUUUUAUCAUGAUUUUGUACAGCAUUCUGACACAGAGAUGCAAUAUACUUCUGUUUAUGAACAUAAUCCAUAAGUCAAUAUCCUUUGUUAAUUGUCAAUCAGCGACAACAAUUCUUUUCUUCUUGUGAUAGAUCAAUGAUAUUUUCUAUAAAGAUGCAUUACUAUCAGUACAUAUCCGUGUGACAACUAUUUCGAGGUCAUGCCCAUAGGUCAUGAUCCAGCGAUAAUUUUCUAUGUUUAGUUUUCUGUUUAAGUUAAUUUGAUAGGAACUACUUGUAAUAGAUCAAUGAUAUCUUCUAUAAAGCUGCAUUACUAACAGUACAUAUUAGAUGAAUGACUAUUUUGAGACCUUGUCACCUAGGUCAUGGCCAUGUGACUUUGAAUUAAUUAGUAAUUUUCAAUGCUAGGUUUUCUGCUAAAGUAAGUUUGAUAUGAACUACUUGUGAUAUAUCAAUGAUAUUUUCUAUAAAAUUGCAUUACUAUCAGUAUAUAUCAGUUUAAAGAUCAUUUUGACACGCUGCUCUCGAUGUCGUGGUCCCAGCUUCUUUGAAUUAACUAGCAAUGUUGCUGUCCAUUAGAUUGUCUUUUACUGAAUUUUCUGUCAACAGGCAAGACAUAUCUCUGUGUCAACAGUUUAUUGAAAAUCAUUAUUAGGAAUAUUUGCUUUGUUAAAAUUGUUCAAUUUUGAUCAAGUAAAUGUGUUGAAACCUGUGUUCGGUCAUUAUAAAAAUGUAGAACAUCAUUUAUAAUAACUUCUCUUUAGAUCGUAUCGUAUAGCACUUUUUGGAAAUAGUUUAUAGACUAUUUUCAUUGUUAGUUUUAUGAAAACAAAAUCAGUAUGUGUAAUGUAGAUUAUCAUCCUCAAUAAUUCAUCUUUAAAGUUUUUUUGUGUAAUUUGCAUUUUGGUUUAUAUUGAAAAGUUAAAUGUUAGAUUUUAAUCGUUCUUGAAAUAACAGUUUCUUUCCAUUGAAAAUGUGUUUUUGUUAAAAAAUGAUUUACUUCAGACUAUGUAUAUUUUUUUUUUAUUGAACUCUAGAACAUAUAUGCAAUUGUCUGAAAUAAAUACUCAAUGCUGUGUCGGUUAGGCCAGCUUUCAUUAAAA